Molecule: messenger RNA, 1336 nt
Organism: Onychostoma macrolepis
Lineage: Eukaryota; Metazoa; Chordata; Actinopteri; Cypriniformes; Cyprinidae
Gene: zfand2a
Product: zinc finger, AN1-type domain 2A
Exons: 10
Coding region: 184-1026 (280 amino acids)
Biological process (GO): proteasome-mediated ubiquitin-dependent protein catabolic process; protein targeting to ER
Cellular component (GO): cytoplasm; endoplasmic reticulum
Molecular function (GO): zinc ion binding
Source: RefSeq, a predicted model, not a curated record
AUGACAUCUCAAAAAACAGCAGACGACUACAAAACCCCAAACACAGCGGCCGCGCUUGAUCGAGGCGAAAAGCGUUAGAAAUCUGUCCGAGCUGGGACCAAUAUAAGAGGAUUUGCGCACAAUUCAGGCCACUCUGUGAUUUGUGUUCACAGUCCAGCAGCUGAGCUCUUUCACCACUGUGCCAUGGAGUUUCCAGACCUCGGGGAGCACUGCUCAGAGAAGAGCUGCAAACGUCUCGAUUUCCUUCCAAUGAAAUGUGAUGCAUGUGAAGAAAUUUUCUGCAAAGACCACAUAACUUAUGCAAAUCACAAGUGCACUUCAUUAUAUAAGAAGGAUAUCCAGGUUCCUGUAUGUCCAUUGUGCAACACCCCCAUUCCCGUUAAAAGAGGGGAAAUGCCAGACAUCAAAGUUGGGGAACAUAUAGACAGAGACUGCAAAUCUGACCCUGCUCAGAGGAAACGAAAGAUCUUUACAAAUAAAUGCUCCAAGGGCGGCUGUAAGCAGAAGGAAAUGAUCCGGGUGACAUGUGACCAGUGCCGCUUGAACUACUGUCUCAAACAUAGACAUCCACUCGACCAUGACUGUAAGACUGACAGCAAGCCAGUCUCCAAAUCAGGGCAUGCUGCUUUAAUGAGAGUGCAAACCUCCUCUUCCAGUAACUCUGCGGCAUCAUCCACUAGAGGGAGCUCUAGGACCGUGUCUAAUGGAGUAACUGGAAACACAAGACCUCAGAGCAGUAGCGCACAAAGGAUAAAUACUUCUCCGAUGGUGUCUCCAACAGCACAGAAUGUAAUUCCCCCAUCUGCCUCAUUUCAAGUCGGGCUGACGGAGGAACAGGCCCUCCAGAGAGCAUUAGAAAUGUCACUAGCUGAAUCUGCUCGGGCAAGCCAGCCUACCCUAAGCCCUCAGGAGCAGGAGGAUCUGGCCUUAGCACAGGCUCUUGCUGCUAGUGAAGAAGAAUACAGGCGACAGCAGCAGAGACAACAGGGAGGAGUUUCCAAAGAGACCAGCUGCUGCCUGUCUUAAUGUGAGGUGACACUGAACAACUGUAAUCUGCCUCAAUCUGCACACAAGCACCAGUAAUGUACCAGUGAGCUGCACAUGUCUAGUGGAUUUCUGAGUCCAGCAUACGACGCUUCUGCUUCCCAAAUCAACACAUCUGAUGGCUGUUAUGUUGUCAUUGUUUUUCUGUUUUGCGUCACUCUGCAGUGUGCUUCUUAGACGUGCAAUUGUGCCAUUUUGGCGAGUGGUGCUUCAUGUAAAUAUUUUAUAUAGCUAUCAUGUUAAGCUGUCAAUCAAUGUAGAUGUCUUUUGAAAUAAAUUAUUUUAAAAUGUU